AUGGACGCUGCCACCAAAGGAGCUCUCGAGGCCGGGAAGCCGGGGAAUACCAUCCUUGCAAUUAGAUUCUUCUCGGCGCGAAAGCACGGCCUCGUUGAUGCGGGAGUACGUAACGCUCCGCCCGAUCGCACCGCGUUCCUGGCUUUGCCCGGCGGCGUUGGAAGCAUGGACGAGAUCUUCGAGAUGCUGACUUUGAUCCAGCUGCGGCGGAUCGGCUCCAGCUUCCCAGUGCCGUUCCUGCUGAUAAACUACUUGCUGGAGUUCCUGGCUACGUGCAGAGAGUGGGGGACUGUGGCCGAGGGAGAAGUGGAGGCGCUGUGGAGAGUUUGCAGGAACAACUCCGAGGCGCUCGACUACCUGGCCGAGUUCUAUAGCAUCAGUCACAGAAAGUAA
Molecule: messenger RNA, 393 nt
Organism: Selaginella moellendorffii
Lineage: Eukaryota; Viridiplantae; Streptophyta; Lycopodiopsida; Selaginellales; Selaginellaceae
Exons: 2
Coding region: 1-393 (130 amino acids)
Source: RefSeq, a predicted model, not a curated record